Molecule: messenger RNA, 3736 nt
Organism: Tuber aestivum (summer truffle)
Lineage: Eukaryota; Fungi; Ascomycota; Pezizomycetes; Pezizales; Tuberaceae
Source: the annotation of a GenBank genome assembly
CGCCACCCCUUCUACCUUCUUUCGCAGUGGUAACAGCAGCAGCAGUAGUAGUAAUUCUCUUUCCCCACCGGCUCCCCCCCCUCUGCAUCCCGCAACCCAGAGCAAUUCCUUCUUCGCCUUCUUGCUUGUCAGCUUUCUCCCAUCCCCUAUUUUACUACUACUCAGUCUGUCCUGCUGUCGGGGUGUUUGUCUUUCUCCCCUUUUUGUGCUGAGCACUUCCCGUACAUCAUCGCUUCUGUACUUCUCAAGAAGGUUCCGUCCCCUACCGUCAAAGGAGUCGGUCGUCAUCUGUUUACCGCCCGUCUUUAUUCCGGCCCGCAUCGCCCACGCACACCCCCUACUCCAAGUCGGUGUCAGCUAUUUUUUUUUUUCAUCUUCGGUCCCACCAGCCUUGUGCUCCAGCCAUCUUCCCCCUUGCCGUUUUUACCCCACAAGGACUUCAAUCGGCUUAUAGAAGGAUCUGGUUCCACAGCCGUCUGGCCCAACUGAAAAACCCAACCGCGGAGCAAUUUUCCCUCCUUCUCUUUCCUUCAACGACUACUCUAACUCUCCUUCUGCACUUGGUCAUCGACUCGUUUUCUCUGUCGAGCAUUUUCUUUUUUCCAUUUUCUUUUUUCCAUCCCAUUCGACAUUCUGGGACCGUUAACUGAGACCUCACGACAUAUCGUCGGAUCGUCUUUUAUUUUCUAAUCUGCCAUUUUCGACGAGUGGUUUUACCGUCCUUACUAUCCCUCAAUAAAAGCUAGACACCAUGAGUAUGGACGCAGGCGGUCUUGCUCAAAUUAAUUAUUUCCACCAACAGGGGAACCCGGCAUCCUUCGCCUCCAGAGGAAAGGGUUCGCACCUGAGGAACAUCUCUGUGCCAGUUCCUUCCAACAACCUCUCUGCCCCCGCAGACAAUAAGACGGUCACUACCCCUCGCACAGCAAGGUCUGCCUUGUUGGCUGGACUUCGGACUGCACCAAGGACCCCGAACCCAACCCCUACUUCUGCUCCUCCCGCAGAAGGCGGUCUCGAAUCCAAGUAUAACCUGCCUGGAUCGUCCGGUUUUGCUCCGCAAAGUGCCCGUUCUAGCCAGUCCCCCAACCGCUACCAAGGAUACCAGAGUUCCCAGGGCGCUUCCUAUUCUGCGACCUCUCAACAGUUGCCUACCCCUCCGUCAUCUUCCCCCGCACUCGGCUUGAAUGGUGAAAUGUUCGAGCUGUCUGACGAAACCGAUAAUGGGAGGUAUCAGCAAUUGCUCGCGACCAAUUUCAUCCUCGCUCAGAAGCAGGCUGAGCUCCAGGCUCAGUUGGCCAAUUCUGCUCAUCAAGUACAACUUCUUCAAUUACAGCAGCUUCAGCUCCAGUCUUCUGGAUCCGGCAACUUUUCAACUCCCCCUAUGAGCCCCGGUGGUAUGGGCUCGUACAUGCAGCAAUCCGCAAAUGCUGCCAACAUGAAUGCUGGUAGAUACUAUCCUAUCUACAAUAACAUUUAUGGAUACUACGCACAGCCUCAGGUCUCGGUGGAUUACCUGCAGCAAUUCCAGCAACAGCAGCAGCAGCAACAAUCCCCUCCUACUUCUGCUCAACCUGAGAAUAACUCGCCGGUUUAUCAGCCCCACCAACAGCAACAGCAGCAACAACAACAACAGGCACAGCUUCCGGAGAAGCAAUCACCCACGUUAAAUGCUUCUGCUGGACGUUCGGGUCGUUCCAGAUCACCACCAAAGCUCACACUUAACCAACCGACUAACUCGAGCGGUUUCAAGCGCGGUCAUAGAAAGGCUAGCUCAUUGUCCACCUGUGUGAAUGUGAGCAACUUGGAUAUCGCGGAGCCUCCAAAGACCUCACUCCCUAAGAUAAUGCCCACUACACCGAUGACGGCAACCUUUGCCCCAGGGCAUGCUAGUGGAUCUCACCCUAUUCGCCAGCCCCGCGGUCCUCCGGCUAUCGAAGAGUUGAAGGCUAAGCCAACAAACAAAGAUGGAGGAAGCAAGAACUUUGCAACUAGACAGCGCCGACGGGCCGUCUUCAAGUUGGUUACCGCAGGGAUGGAGAGAAGGACUGCUAGGUCUGCUUCUAGUUCCAUUGGUGGCACUAUGACCCCUGUCUCGGAAAACGAGGGUUCUGGGCUUGAGGAUGCUGAAAGUGUCUCUUCAUCCCUCUCUGGACGUGCGAGCCGUGCAAGCAUUCGUGGUGGUGAUUCUCCACAAGAUUAUAGUGCGUCUAGCGUUAGCGGCGAUGAGAGCUUUGGCACGAAGCAAACUGAGAGCAAAGAAUCUGGAGGGUUGAAAGCUCCCAGAUUGGUCUUCAGCUCCGCCACGAAGAGAAAUAGUGCCCAGUUUUAAGCGUGGCCUAAUUACUUGGGGUUAAUUCAUUUGCUUUUGGUCUUAUCGGGCCGCUCCCUUCACUGGUUGUUUCGCUAUUUUCCCAUGUUGUCUUUUAUACUCCCUGACGUUAUUCCUGUUUGCGCUUUUACUAUUGGUGUUUGAAAACUCGUAUGUUAUGAAUUAAGUGUUCGGGAUGGACAGUAGCUGAUUUCUUUUUUUUUCUUUUUUGGAAAUGGGGGACAAUAUUUUUGUUUCACUAUUUUUUUUCUCUUUUCUUUUAACAACUCUUUUUUUUCCUUUUAGUCUGGAGAUGGGAUCCGAGAGAGGGUGAGGUACCAGGGACAAAUGGAAAUCCUCGGGGAAUUUUUCAAUACGGACGAGAAAUAUGAUUGAGGCAGUUGGUUUUUCGCUUUUCUCUCUCCCUUAGUUACUUAACUCUGGUGAUGACAUGGGAUGUGUUUGGGAAGAGGAGGAUUACAAGCAAAUGGAUAUUCGGGAUGGAUUGAACGGAGUGGAGAAUUGAGAGAACUUUAUCUGUAUUUUUUAGUGAAAGUUGGGAUCGUGCUUUUUAUACGACUUGUUAAUUGAGGUUGUGGAGUUUAGUUUUUUCUUUUCUUUCAAAUUCUUACGGACGGGGGGUGGAUUGAAUUGAAUCGGGAAGCAGAGAGGUGAGAAGAGAAUUUGCAGAUUGAUUGAAUUUCCCUCUUCGGUUUCUUUUUCUUCGUUGAGAUUUGAGGCGGGCGAGUGUGAUGGGGCAAAAGCAAAAAGCAAAGAAUGAGGCUCGGGGGAAGAAAAGAAAGGGGACCAAUUUGAUGUUUGCCUCGUCUCCUUCCACCGCUGUUGUUAUCAUAUUCAUAUUACUCAGGCAGUGCUUGAGAUGAGCGUGAGGGGUCCAAACGUCUGGUGCAAGCGUGAUUGGGAAACGUUUUCCUGGGUUGGACAAACAGACAGACCUGUUCGGAGACAGUUGAUUGAUUGCUUGUGUGUGUGGGAUGUGCACAGUUUUUCCCUUGCCUUUUUAGUUGAUGUAUUUCCCGUGUCUCCCCUCUUUUCUUCUCUUCUCCUGUAUAUACUCUUUGCGCUUUGAAGACUUUGGUAUUUCUAUGAUAUGAUACUUUGCCCUCCUUCCUUUCUCUCUUUCUCACACCAAUAUCGUACUUAUUAUAUUAUACUGUCAAAACACGCACCUCCCGCUCACUCACUCACACAGAGCCCCAUUCCUCCACCAUGGACAUGGAGGAUGAUCUGCCGGUACUCGAGCGUGUCAGUAGGGAAAAAUGGGAAGGUGAUUUCUACAGAUUUUUGUGAACAACCGGGCCCCAUAGGCACGGCACCCUAAAUUACGGUAGUCUAAGGUCAACCCGUGCACUCCUGCAAUAUAGCGGUAGCGUGUCCUACUCCGAGACACCCGGGCCCGAGCCGGAG